Messenger RNA from Phoenix dactylifera (date palm), 2466 nucleotides. RefSeq names its product transcription initiation factor TFIID subunit 12b-like. The record is from RefSeq and is a predicted model, not a curated record. Gene Ontology annotation, biological process: RNA polymerase II preinitiation complex assembly; DNA-templated transcription initiation. Gene Ontology annotation, cellular component: transcription factor TFIID complex; SAGA complex. Gene Ontology annotation, molecular function: protein heterodimerization activity; DNA binding; TBP-class protein binding. NCBI's taxonomy places the organism in Eukaryota, Viridiplantae, Streptophyta, Magnoliopsida, Arecales, Arecaceae.
CGGUAUCCCAACCAAACCGCGGCGAACAAGUAACUCAGAAACGCCCGACCGAGGUCGCAAACUCCCGAACGGCGUUCGCCUUUCCUUCUAUUCCCUCGUACCCGAAUUUUCCCCCAGUCUCUCCCUUCCUCUCUCGGCGAUGCGCUCCGAGUUCUCCAUUGAUUGCACUCCGCCUUGACGACCAGUCCAAUCCAAGAAAAAAAAACUCCGUGAUGGCGGAGAACUCCACUUCCUCCUCCCCUCAGAAGCCCCUCGGCACCCAUAGCGGCGGCGGUGGCGACCCCAUCCCAACCCUCAACCCCCAAAACCCUAAUCUCCCGUCCUCCCAGAUCCCCCCAUCCCCUUCCAUCAGCGACCUCUCCCGGAUCUCCUCCCCCCAAAUCCCCCAAGCCCAGCCCCAAAUCAACCCUGUCGCCCCCCUGGAUUACGCUUCGAAGCAGCAACAGCAUCCCCAAUCCCAGCAACAGCAUCAGCUCCAAGCCCAACAACAACAACAGCUACCAAACCGACAGCAGCAGCAGCAGCAGAGCCUGAUGUCGCCUUCCACGAGCUUCCAGCUCCAGCAGGGCCUCCUGAGAUCGGGUUCGAUGCCGAGGAUAAGCCAGAUACAGCAGCAGUAUGGUGCGGCGUUGGCGGCCAACGCGAUGCGGCAGCAGCACGCAAGCGUGUACGGCGGGCAGAUGAACUUUGGCGGCGCGCAGCAGCAGCAGCAGCUGGCUGCCGGCAUGUCGAGGGCGGGGACAAUGGGGCAGGCCGGGCAGCUGCCAAUGCUGCCUGGGCAGACCGUGUCGCAUCUCAAUCUGCCGUCCCAGAUGCUCGCGCAGCCAAGGCAGAAGAUGGGCUUGGCCCAAGGUACACAGUUGCAUCCCGGUAAUUCAUCAGGGCAGGCAUUGCAAGGGAUGCAGACAGUGGGUGUGAUGGGUUCGCUAGGUUUGAAUCCACAGCUAAGAGUUAAUGGACCUCCGUCAUAUGGUCAGCAACGUUUUGCCCAGGGGCAAAUGAGGCAGAAGCAGCAGCUGUCGCAACAAAUGGCUCUCGCAUCUUCUCAGAAGCUACCUGGUCAAAGCUUACCAAGGGCACCAUCGCUUGCAGCAAUGAACCCCCAGUUACCUGGUUUAACUCAAAAUGGGAAAUCGGCACUGGUGCAGACAACUCUCUCUCAGCAGCAGCAGCAGUGGCUGAAGCAAAUGCAGCCAUCAAUGGGUGCACCAGUUUCUCCUUCCUAUCACCUUCAACAACAGCAGAGGCAGCAGCAAGCCUUCCUGCCACAACAACUGUCUUCAUCUCAGCUGCAUCAAAAAUCCAUGGGCCUGACCCAACAGCAAAUCUCUCAACUGGUACAACAGCAGCCGCAGCUGGGUGCUCAGCAACAGCAGCAGCAGCUAGGUGCUCAGCAACAGCAGCAGCAGCUGGGUGCUCAGCAACAGCAACAGCAACAAAAAUUGCUUCAGCAACAACAAUUGCUUCAGCAACAGCAGCUGCAGCAGCAAUCUCCAAGGAUGCCAGGGCCUGCACCCCAAAAAUCUGUAAGUUUGACUGGAUCACAACCGGAAACACCUGCAUCUAUGACUGGUGGUAGUUCAAGUCAAGGAAUGGAAGCAACGAAUCAACUUCUUGGAAAGAGAAAGAUCCAGGAUUUGGUUUCACAGGUGGAUCCCCUAUGUAAGCUGGAUCCCGAAGUUGAAGACCUCCUUUUGGAGAUGGCUGACAACUUCAUUAAUUCAGUUACCACAUUUGCAUGUAGUCUUGCAAAGCAUCGUAAAUCUUCAAUGUUAGAGGCCAAGGAUGUAUUGCUGCACCUAGAGAAAAACUGGAAGUUGACCAUUCCAGGUUAUACAAAGGAGGAGCAAAAUCACCAAGGAAAAUCCUUACCUGUUGAUGUCCACAAGAAACGUCUGGAAAUGGUUCAAUCAUUGAUGGAGUCCCAGCAAUCAGACAGAGAUACAAGUGUUGCCAAAGGAACGACUAAACAGGUUGCAAGUGAUCCAGCUAGUGAUCAUCCAAUAAAAGCUUCACCUAGUUCAGAGCAGUUAUCCACUCCAGCAGUUGGCUCCCAAAUGUUGCACAAAGUACACCGGUUUUAGCUGUUCUUUUGCACUUCAUAUGCUCUCUCCCGCCAUUGCUUUUUGCUAGCGAGACCUGAAAUGUGAGUAUCUUCACUAGGUUGAGAUCUGUCUCUUUAAUGACUAAUUUGUGUUGUGCCUGAGCUCUGGUGUCACCAUUGUACUCAAUCAUGGGAGGCUCAGAAAAGAGUUGCUCAAGUAGGUACUGGACUAAGAGCUGCUUCAUGUCUUCAGCUCAUUUAUUUUAUCAUGUUUGUGUCGUAUGUACUUCAAAUAAUCAAGAUAGGAAAACUUUGUAUAGCAUUUUGUAAAUAACCCAUGUAUAAAAUCUUAUAAUUAGCAAAACAACAGGAGAAUUUAGAAAAGGCCAUUAUGUUGAAAAGCUCUAUCAGAUUGAAUUAUA